GCUAUAUUUGCGACCGCCAGGCCUGUAGCCAGCGCCAUGUUUCUCGCCCUGACGGUCCCCUUCGUGCUGGCGCACUUCGUCGUCGGGACCAGGACCCGACCCUCUGGACCCGGAUCCGCGCGGAGGCCGUGCGGAAGACGGAAGCGGCCCGGGCCCUGCAGGAGGCCGGCCUCCCCGACCCGAACUGCAAGACGGGCGUGAUCAGCCUGAAGGCCGAGGGCGAGACUCAGGUGUGCUGUGCGGGCUACUGCGGGGAGUGCUCCGACUACCCCACGUGCAUGACCGUCCGCGGCCAGAACUCGACCAACGCCUGCUGCAAGUCGCAGGUCUACGCGAUGCGCUGCGGCACCGCGCCGGCGAACAAGUGCCUCAGGAGCUGUUCCGAGUCCGUGCCUCCGUGCCUCAUGGACGACGACCACGUCUACACCACCACCAACCCGGACGCCGUCACUGCAGGCGUCGACUGCAACGAGGCCGUGAAGGACUGGCACGCCCACGUCGAGGCGGCCACGAACCCGGCUGGCCAGUGA
Prorocentrum cordatum is the source of this 530-nucleotide messenger RNA. NCBI's taxonomy places the organism in Eukaryota, Dinophyceae, Prorocentrales, Prorocentraceae. The record is from the annotation of a GenBank genome assembly.